Betta splendens (Siamese fighting fish) is the source of this 2976-nucleotide messenger RNA. It is a transcript of the gene stx3a, whose product is annotated as syntaxin 3a. The transcript is spliced from 11 exons. The coding region runs from base 491 to 1348 and encodes 285 amino acids. Gene Ontology annotation, cellular component: plasma membrane; synaptic vesicle; postsynapse. Gene Ontology annotation, molecular function: SNARE binding; SNAP receptor activity. NCBI's taxonomy places the organism in Eukaryota, Metazoa, Chordata, Actinopteri, Anabantiformes, Osphronemidae. Gene Ontology annotation, biological process: exocytic insertion of neurotransmitter receptor to postsynaptic membrane; intracellular protein transport; synaptic vesicle fusion to presynaptic active zone membrane. The record is from RefSeq and is a predicted model, not a curated record.
GACAAAACAAACGAGACAAUCAUUAAUGUCAGUGAAAGACUGAAGAGUCAGGUUCCCUCAUUGUGCUGUCUGAGUCUGUUCCCGCACUACUUUUUUUUUCAUUAUUCUCAUUUUAUUGUGCAUUUAUUGUCAGGCGCGGCAUGUGGUCAGCCACAUGCAGGCUCGGUGACAGGACAGACAAGGGCUAGGCGAUCUCAGCAUCAGUUAAGCAAGCAGUAGUCAUCCAUGGACAGGCUCGGCAACGGUACAGACAAGGACAAGGCCAAGACUAGGUCGGGCUCGGAAACAGAAACGGUAUCAGGCUAUGGAUCAAACGAAUCCUGGAAUGCGGAAAAAAUCACGACAAUCUGGCAGAGGAUAAAGGUUUCCUUUAGUCUGAUCUGCUGGAACUUUUGGAGGAGUUCAUCAUUUCCGCUGGACUGAUUUGGAGGCCAUCUUAGGCUACCUGUCCAUCUAUCGUUACAUUUUUAUUUAACUCCAAAUUGUCAAGAUGAAGGAUCGACUGGCGCAGCUAAAGGAGAGAAGCGAUGCUGCAGGUGAUGACAUCGAGGUUCCUGUGGAAAGUGAAGCCUUCAUGGAUGAAUUCUUUGCUCAGGCUGAAGAUAUUCGUCUCAGUAUUGACAAGAUUGAUGAAAGUGUCACAGAAAUAAAAAAGCUCUACUCCAGCAUAUUGUCUGCUCCCACAUCUGAUCAGAAGACUCAGGAUGACGUUGAAGCGCUCACCAACGAAAUCAAGAAAUCAGCCAACAAUGCCAGGAACAAGCUGAAAACUAUUGAGCGCCAACUUGAAUCCAACAAAGACGAAAGGGCCUCCGCGGAUCUGCGGAUACGUAAGUCUCAGCAUGCCAUCCUGGCUAAGAAAUUUGUUGAGGUGAUGACAAGGUACAACGAAGCACAAAUGGACUUCAGGGAUAAGAGCAAAGGACGAAUCGCCCGACAGCUGGAGAUCACGGGGAAAGCAACGACAGACGAGGAGCUGGAGGAGAUGCUGGAGGGAGGCAACUCGGCCGUCUUCACUGCCGGGAUCAUGGACUCUAAGAUCAGUCAGCAGGCCUUGAACGAAAUUGAAGCUCGGCACAAAGACAUCAUGAGGCUGGAAAGCAGCAUCAAGGAGCUGCACGACAUGUUUGUGGAUAUCGCCAUGCUGGUGGAGAACCAGGGCAGCAUGAUCGACAGAAUCGAGAGCAACAUGGAUCAGUCGGUGGGCUUCGUCGAGAGAGCGGUAGCUGACACCAAGAAGGCGGCUAAAUUCCAGCAGGAGGCUCGCAGGAAACAAAUGAUGAUCUUAUGUUGCUGUAUCAUUCUGGUCAUCAUCCUCGGCUCGUUCGUCUACAGCUUCAUCAAAUAGAAAGUCUGUGUGAGGACACCCAUCAUCAACAUCCACAGGACAGAGCUGCUGUCAGGCGCUCAGUUUAGAAAUAGGGCUGCAGAGGUUUAUUCUUGUUUCUUACAGGGUUAGGAGAAGGCUCUUAUGCUCUUUAAGGCCUUCCAUCCACACAGAACUGAUCUUAACAAUGGCCAGAAAGGUCAGAGCAUUGUUUUCACAUGCCAAACACAAAUCCAGGUUAGAAGAGCCUGUCAGCAGCCAGAUGAUGUCAGGCUCCAGCUGAAUAUUAGAGACACAACCUUAUCAAAGCCUGGAUGUUAAAAGCAUCAUUCAAGACGUGUAGUAAAGGAUGAUCACACUGGGUUGUUUCGGACUGAAGUUAGACCUGAAAUGAAAAACUAAAAACACAGUCACAUAGUAUACCAUAGUAUAAAGUAACAGUAGUAAUUUGUAGUGAGAAUUAAAUGAAUGACUCGUAUGCAUAUGAAGGGUGUUACUGUAGGUGUGUGGUCUGUUUUAGAUGUGCUAGACCCAAUGUUGGUACUAGAGUGAUCAAGACCAGAGACCAGUGUUAUGGCUCCAUUUUCACAUCAUCAUUCUUUCAUUCAGUAAUUUUGAAGGAAGGAAGGAAGGCAUAACAACGUGUUAAUCUAGGAUCUGAUUCAGCUGUACAACAUGUCAUAGUUGUGAAGAGACAGCGAAGAUACAGUGUGAGGUGGCCACACUUGAGCCGGCGCUGACGUGAAUCACUUUCUAGGGGCCUGCAGCAAAUUUAAACACUGUCUUAGCAAAUGACAAAUAAUGAUUUCCUGUCUGCGGAAAAGGCGCUAAUUGCUCCUAAUCUGUCCUACUUUAAUGGAAAGAACAUAAGAGGUAAAUCUGUCUUCAGGGCUUCAGGAUUUUUAGUCCAGUGUGAAGGAUGUUAUUUUAGGAAACAACUGAAAAGCAUGACUACCGCACGGCACACCAUUAUAAUGCAACUCUUUGAGGUCAGUAUCAAAGUAUUCAAACAACUGCUGUUAGUAUUUUAUAUGUUUGUGUAGUAUUUAUUGUAAACCAUACUACUGUGCCAAUACUAUGCUAGCGACUGCAUCUAAUCUUACUAUCAACAUCAUAUGCAUAAUGCUGAACUUCCAUAGAUUGGCAAUUUCCUAAAGCAAUCCCACAUUUGAUUGUAUGGCCUAUUAGCAGAAAUACUUUGUAAAAGUAUUAGAACAGAAAUAGAAAUAAAUAGCCCAGAUUUAUUAGAUUCCACUGAUUCUGCCUUGGGGGCAUUUUGCUGCAUUUAUCACGAUGACUGCUUUCAUAUCUGUGUGUAUUGUGUAUAGUGUGUUUUUACCCCCUUUUCUUUUUCAAUGCUGUUGUUUGACUGUAGUCUGUCUUUAUUAUUUGCUCCUUUUUGCUCCAUGACGAUGCCCUAAUGCUGUGGACCAUGUUGCUGGUGUGAGUUCAGGCUCAUACAUUGUCUACCCACUGAUGCUCAGUUAUAUCAGGGUAUAUUGGACUUCUCGCUUCCAGUCUGGUUGUUCAUUUUUCCUGUAGAAAUGUUUCGGAUUGCACCUGUUGUGUCUAUUUUACAAGAGGACCACACAAAUCCUUAAAACCAAAAAGGUCUAUUAGAAUUUAAAAUAAAGCAUGUGUGAACUUAA